CCGUAAUUGGCUCGCUGACCGCUGUGACGUUAGACUAGACCAGGUCCAGAAUGAAUAAAGCAACCACAAAAAAGAAAAAAGAAAAAUAGCGCAGAUCCAAUCCUAUAGAGAGCCGCUGCUGCUGCUUCUUCUUCUUUUUCCUCCCUUGAGUUUAACGAUCAGACAGAAAUGGCCGGUCGCGGCAAAGCGUUGGGAUCCGCAGCUUCUAAGAAGGCGCAAUCCAGAAGUAGUAAGGCCGGAUUACAAUUUCCUGUUGGUCGUAUUGCUAGGUUUUUGAAGGCCGGUAAGUAUGCAGAGCGAGUUGGUGCCGGAUCCCCAGUUUAUCUUGCUGCAGUUCUCGAGUAUUUGGCUGCCGAGGUUCUUGAAUUGGCCGGAAACGCUGCCAGAGAUAACAAAAAGACCAGGAUUGUUCCACGACACAUUCAACUUGCUGUAAGAAACGAUGAAGAACUCAGUAAGCUCCUUGGCGAUGUCACAAUCGCUAACGGCGGUGUCAUGCCUAACAUUCACAAUCUUCUUCUCCCAAAGAAGGCCGGCGGCUCAUCAAAGGCUGCUGCUGCUGCCGCGGAUGACGAGUAGUAAUCAAUCCAUUCAUGAAGGGUUGGUUGUAUUUUGCAGAGAAAAUUAUAUAUAUCAUCCUGGCCACCACCAUGUUACUGAUUCUAUUACUGUUUUAUGUUUCUCUUUCCUUAAUUAGCUGUUAUCUGAAAUAUUAGAAAUAGAAUUGUCCACUUUCAACCUCAA
Messenger RNA from Impatiens glandulifera, 744 nucleotides. RefSeq names its product probable histone H2A.3. Lineage: Eukaryota; Viridiplantae; Streptophyta; Magnoliopsida; Ericales; Balsaminaceae. The record is from RefSeq and is a predicted model, not a curated record. Gene Ontology annotation, molecular function: DNA binding; structural constituent of chromatin; protein heterodimerization activity. Gene Ontology annotation, cellular component: nucleosome. The transcript has 3 exons. Bases 169 to 579 code for a protein of 136 amino acids.